Aethina tumida (small hive beetle) is the source of this 1530-nucleotide messenger RNA. Its product is annotated as acidic amino acid decarboxylase GADL1-like. The coding region runs from base 1 to 1467 and encodes 488 amino acids. Gene Ontology annotation, molecular function: carboxy-lyase activity; pyridoxal phosphate binding. The transcript is spliced from 6 exons. The record is from RefSeq and is a predicted model, not a curated record. NCBI's taxonomy places the organism in Eukaryota, Metazoa, Arthropoda, Insecta, Coleoptera, Nitidulidae. Gene Ontology annotation, cellular component: cytoplasm. Gene Ontology annotation, biological process: carboxylic acid metabolic process.
AUGGCGGAUUUUUGUCCAGUACCCGAAGUCGAUAAGCACGGCGAGUUUUUGGAAAAAGUUAUUGACAUUUUAUUCAAGAACGUCGUGUUCACCACCAGGCAAGACAAAGUGCUUUUAUGGGUGCCUCCGGAAAAGCUGGAAGAACAAUUCGAUUUUACAAUAAACCAAAACGGCGUCGACCAUGACAAGUUGCUGCGGUUAUUGAAAAGCACAAUAAAGUUCAGUGUUAAAACCGGACAUCCCUAUUUCAUUAAUCAACUGUUUUCGGGAUUGGACCCCUACGGCUUGGCCGGACAAUGGCUAACGGACGCGCUCAACGCCAGCGUCUACACUUACGAGGUGGCGCCGGUUUUCACGCUCAUGGAAACCAACGUCAUCGGCGAAGUCUGUCGGAUGAUUGGCCCCCAAUGGGGCGACGGCAUGUUUUGUCCGGGCGGCUCGUUCGGCAACGGUUCAGCCAUUAACUUGGCCAGAUUCCACUACUGUCCGGACAUUAAGAAAAAAGGAAAUGCAAAUGGACGGCGAUUCGUUGUGUUUACUUCCGAGGAGUGUCAUUAUUCUAUAUACAAGUUUGCUUCGUUCCUCGGAAUCGGCGAGGACAAUGUGAUCGCUGUAUCUGUGGACGGAAGGGGACAAAUGAUUCCCACUGACUUGGAAACGAAGAUAAACGAACAAAAAGAGAACGGGGGAGAACCGAUACUAGUUGUGGCUACUUUAGGAACUACGGUGCGGGGUGCCUUCGAUCCAAUAAACGAAAUCGCUGACAUUUGCAAGAAACAUAACAUAUGGCUGCACAUCGACGCCGCUUGGGGUGGCGGACUAAUUUUCUCCCAAAAACACCGGGCCAAACUUAAUGGAAUAGAAAGGGCCGACUCCAUCGUCAUUAACCCGCAUAAGUUGUUGGCGGUGCCUCAGCAAUGUUCGAUGCUGCUGGUCAGGGAUGCUGGCAUUUUGCAUGGGGCGCACGACAGAGGAGCCGAGUAUCUCUUCCAAAGGGACAAGCAUUAUGACAGGUCCUACGACCCGGGGGAUAAAUACCUACAGUGCGGCAGAAAAUGCGAUGUAUUUAAAUUUUGGUUUAUGUGGAAGGCCAAGGGCUCAUCUGGAUUCGCGAACCACAUAGAUACCCUCAUGGAUACGGCGGAAUACUUCGAGAAACAAAUACGCAAUAGGCCGGAAUUCGCGCUGGUUUCCGAACGGCAAUAUAUGAAUGUUUGCUUCUGGUAUUUGCCGAGGUAUUUAAGAGGAAAGUCAAACAUCUCUGAGUAUGCACCUCAACUACACAAGGUGGCGCCAGAAAUACGAGCAGUGAUGAUCAAACACGGCUCUGUAAUGUUGGGUUAUCAGCCGCUGAAAACGCUGCCGAACUUUUUCAGGUUCGUCUCUCAGAAUUCGUCUUUAAAUUGCAAGGAUGUCGACUUCAUAUUAGAUCACAUCGCAGAAAUCGGAAACACUUUGUUUCCUUAAAACAAUUAAUGCUGUAUUGAGUUGUAUCAAUGUAGAACUUGAUUAAAUUAUUAAUAUACAUAA